Messenger RNA from Rotaria sordida, 429 nucleotides. The record is from the annotation of a GenBank genome assembly. NCBI's taxonomy places the organism in Eukaryota, Metazoa, Rotifera, Eurotatoria, Philodinida, Philodinidae.
AUGACGGAAACAAAACCGAACCAAACGACAUCACCAUAUACGCAGGAAAGUAUCUCAACAAAUGAGCAUCCACUCGGUCAAUCAGCUUCAGAAUUUCCAAUGGAGCCACCUCCAAAAUAUGACGAUGCUCGACACAGCCCUGCACCGGUCAAUCGAAAUGUACAGCAAGUACCUCACGUAGUGACUAUCGUUCAACCGCGGUUUGGCGAUUUGUCUGUCCAGUGCACGUGUCCGAACUGUCAUCAAACUAUUGUAACACGUGUGGAAAGGUCGAAUGGCAUACUCGUAUGGUUAAUAUGUGGAAUACUCAUACUUGUAGGCUGCUGGCUCGGCUGUUGCCUCGUUCCAUUUUGUAUUGACGAAUUGAAGGAUACAACGCAUUACUGUCCAAACUGUGGAAUAAUGUUGGGCAAGAACAAGAAACUCUGA